This is a messenger RNA of Ctenopharyngodon idella (grass carp), 4473 nucleotides long. It is a transcript of the gene prkg2, whose product is annotated as protein kinase cGMP-dependent 2. The record is from RefSeq and is a predicted model, not a curated record. Bases 407 to 2716 code for a protein of 769 amino acids. Gene Ontology annotation, biological process: protein phosphorylation. The transcript has 18 exons. Lineage: Eukaryota; Metazoa; Chordata; Actinopteri; Cypriniformes; Xenocyprididae. Gene Ontology annotation, molecular function: ATP binding; cGMP-dependent protein kinase activity.
AUGAAAAUCAAAUAUUAUAAAAACUUAUAAUAGUAUCUCAGUGAUAAUAAAAUAACUAAAAUAAAGUAUUCAUAUGUUUUACCACAAAGUAGAGCUCCACUUUUCAGAAAUGACUGCAUAUUGUUACAUUGAUAUAUUGUUUUUUUUUUUUUUUUUUUUUUAUGUAUGGGGUCUCUGAGAUGCCAUAAAGGAGUAAUGUAAAAAAUGUUUUCAAUUUGAAAUGUUGUUUAUAAUCACUUUAGUGUUAAAUAAGUUUUUCAAGCCAUUUAAUUGACUGACAGAAAAAGAGAGUUAAGACUGAAAUAUAAUAAUAACCUUUAGUUAUUUUAAUUAUAUUGUGUGAUGUCAUCCACAGCAAAUUGAACUUGAACUUGAUCAUCUUUUAUUGUAGAAUAAGAGUGCCAAAAUGGGAAAUGGUUCUAUGAAGCUGAAUCCUCUCAAGCAGGUCAGUGGCUCGGCCAAAUCCAAAAACAAUGGGGAAACAAGCUCAGUUCCUCAAGUCCUUAGAGUUAGAGUGGAAGAGUUAGAGAGUCAACUGAAGAAGAAGGAUGAAGACCUGAAUGCCAAGGAGCUUCAGAUCAAACAUCUAGAAGAGCAGCUGACCCAGCAGAGACAGGCCAUCUCAGAGAUCUCUGAUGCUUUGAGGAACAAGUGUUUCCAACUCAACAAACUCCAGGACGCACUGAAGAAUCAAGGGGAGCUGGGUCUCCUGCCAUCACCAAUCAAGGAAAAGGUCAGUCAGUGUCUCACAGGCCUGCUCAGAGAUACCCUCAACAGGAGGAAAGGAGCAAAAGCUGGAGUUUCUGCAGAGCCUUCAUCCAGAACGUAUGAUUCCAGCGGUAUACCAAAGUUCUACUUUGAAAGUGCACGAGUCUGGAAAGAGCAAAGUGUAAAGAAGCUCCUCACAGAUGCUUUGAAUAAGAACCAGUAUCUAAGGAGACUGGAAGUGCAACAGGUCAAAGACAUGGUGGAAUGCAUGUAUGAGCGGACGUACCAGCAGGGAGAAUACGUCAUAAAACAAGGAGAGCCGGGAAACCACUUAUUUGUGCUUGCAGAUGGCAAGCUGGAUGUCUAUCAGCACAACAAACUGCUCACAUCAAUUGCAGUCUGGACCACAUUUGGUGAAUUAGCCAUCUUGUACAAUUGCACCAGGACUGCAUCGGUCAAAGCGGCCAGCAAUGUGAAGACAUGGGCCCUCGAUCGAGAAAUCUUUCACAACAUCAUGCGGAUGACCGCAGAGGCUCGACACGAGCAAUACCGCAACUUCCUGAGGAGUGUUUCACUUCUUGCCAGUCUACCUGGGGAUAAACUAACUAAGAUUGUGGACUGCCUAGAGGUGGAGUAUUAUAAUAAGGGAGACUACAUCAUCCGGGAGGGAGAAGAAGGAAACACUUUUUACAUAAUCGCCAAUGGAAAGAUUAAAGUCACACAGAGCACACAGGAUCAUGAAGAGCCUCAGAUCAUCAACACCUUGGGGAAAGGGGAUUAUUUCGGAGAGAAGGCCCUCAUCAGUGAUGAUGUCAGAUCUGCGAAUAUAAUCGCAGAUGAGGAUAGGGUGGAAUGCCUUGUCAUUGAUCGAGAAACUUUCAGUCAAACCGUCGGAACUUUUGACGAGCUUAAGAAAUACCUCCAGAGCUAUGUCGAGAAUUUAGCACGAGACGAUAAGAAAAGAAAUGCUAAGAGGUCAGGAAGCUGCACCCCACCAACCACACCAGUGUCACAUGAUAUGAUAGAGCUGAAAGAGAGAGAGAGCAGCUUUGCAUCCACUAUACCCUUCAGCUGCCUCGAGGUUAUUGCCACGCUGGGAGUUGGAGGCUUUGGCAGAGUUGAACUGGUGAAAGUGAAGAAUGAGAAUGUGACGUUUGCUCUGAAAUGCAUCAAGAAACGGCACAUCGUGGAUAACAGACAGGAAGAGCACAUCUACUCAGAGAGGAGGAUCUUGCUUGAAACAAACUCUCCUUUCAUUGUAAAAAUGUACUGCACUUUCAAAGACAACAAGUAUGUAUACAUGCUGUUGGAGGCGUGUCUGGGUGGAGAAAUCUGGAGUCUUCUGAGAGACAGGGGGAGUUUUGAUGAGUACACUGCCAAGUUCUGUGUGGGCUGUGUGACAGAGGCCUUUGACUACCUCCACAACAAUGGCAUCAUAUACAGAGACCUGAAGCCUGAGAAUCUGAUGCUGGAUACAGAUGGAUAUGUCAAAUUGGUGGAUUUUGGCUUUGCUAAGAAGCUCAAGUGUGGCCAGAAGACCUGGACGUUCUGCGGGACUCCAGAGUAUGUUGCGCCUGAGAUCAUUCUCAAUAAAGGUCACGGUCUCAGUGUGGACUUCUGGUCUCUUGGAAUCCUGAUCUUUGAACUUCUUACAGGAAGCCCCCCCUUUACUGGCUCAGAUCAGAUGAUUAUAUACACAUUCAUUCUGAAAGGAAUUGAGAAAAUGGACUUCCCUAAAAAGAUCACCAAGAGGCCAGGUGACCUUAUUCGAAAGCUGUGCAGACAAAACCCUUCAGAGCGACUGGGCAAUCUAAAGAAUGGAAUAACUGACAUUAAAAAGCACAGAUGGUUUACAGGGUUUAGCUGGAGUGGUAUGAAAUCCAGAACUCUGAUAUCACCACUUAAAAGAGAGGUGAAGGGACCCACUGACCACAGUUACUUUGACAGUUAUCCUCCUGAAGAAGAAAUCCCUCCAGAUGAAAUGUCGGGUUGGGACACCGACUUCUAACUGACCCCUCGAUGCACUCAUGUGCUCAAACAUUGUGAGUUAAACAGAACUCUUCUGCCAUUUGCCAUCUCCAUCAUGCCAGCCUUUUUUCCAAGGAACCUCAGACCAUGAAGCCAACAGAACCAGUGUAUGUGUCGCAACAAUGGACUCCUUGACCGAAGGCUGCUGUUAGUGCAGUGGGAAGCACAGCAGAGGAGGAGACACAUAAGAAAGGAAUUGUUUCACGAUGUACUCAUACAUUGCAAUUAUAAACAUUGUUGAAUUUGACUGAAACUGUACCACUGAGAUGUCAGAGCAGGAUCAGUCUGUGAGAAUGAUGUAACCGGGGCAUCAUAGAGGAGGAUGGUGUGAAACCACUAGUAAUAUUUACCUUUAGACAUGUGGAACGGUUUGUGGUUUGGCAGGAGGGUGAGAUGUUCCUUGUUUUAGAAGCGUUGGUGAUGUCACGUAUUUGAGCUCCUGAAGGUAAUAACCACCUGUGACUGUGAAUGCCACUGAUGAGGUUUCAAAGGUUAACCUCAGCGGGUGACUGGCACUGCAGUUUGUGCAACUCAAGCAGAGUUCUGUGUAAAGUAGUAUUUUUAGUGACUUUUCCUAAAGUCUAAGUACCUCAGGGGCCUCAUUUAUAAAAUGUUGUGUAGAAACGGUCCUACAUUUGUACUACAUUACGUAUGCACAGAAAACAAGUGUACACCUCUCUUUUAGAUGAGAAAUGAUCUUGAACUUGCACGCAGCCGAAUGGUUUCAGUUCUCCGCCUUUGUAAGCGACUCCUAAUUAAUAUCAUUAACAUUUAAAAACAAAAAAAAAACAAAAACAGUCAUCAUCCAAAUCCUUUAAUUUAGAAUGGUGAACUGCAAGAAUAGCUUAGAUUUCCAAAAACCUGCAGUACACUGACAAGGAAACAUUGUAACAACACUGAACAACACUGUACUGAACAAAUGCAAUCCCUGAAUACAUUUGUACACUAUUCUAUUUCUUGCCAGACAUCUGGCAACGCUUCUGCUCACACAGCUGAGCCACAUUUGUCCAAGAUGCCGUUUGAGCAUCGGUAGCAUUUAUUGGUAGCAUCGGACGCGUUUUGGUGGUUUAAAUCGAUGCUCGCGACUUGCGCGAGUGCUUUUACUGUAAUUUAGGCAAGCGCGCUCAUAAUAGAAGCGGCGUGGUUGAAACGCGCAUGCGGUGCAGCGCGCUCGUUUUUCCAAAACAUCUCAACUUUUCAUGCGACAAGUACCAACCGAUGAGCUUCGGCCUUUACUUAACAACAUCGAAAGCUAUGCCGAACAGCUGAUCAUAGCUGUACAGGGCGGGUUUUUACUUCUCAUCUCCAUGAAUAUAUCUAAUAGUAGAUCUAAUGCAAGGACUAGAAAUCAAUUUUUGUUUUGUUGAAACUUCCUCGUCAUCGUGGAGAGCGCGGUUCAUGGUUGCAUAGCAACGACAGACGCCACGGGAGCGAAAGCGCUUUGGAAAGAAGGAGAAAGCGGCGCGGGCGCUUAUGUGACGCGAUAUGUGAAUGGCCCCUUAGAACGGCGAUUAUGUUUUAUUUUUGAGAUCAGUUGUGGGCCGGGUGGAAGGGGAAGGGGAAGGGGGGCCGUAAAUGGCCCGCGGGCCGGCAGUUUGAGACCACUGCUCUAAUCUGUCUGUACACACGCUUUAUAAAUGAGGCCUCACGUGAUUCAAACCUCUGCAUCUGAGCCAGAAAUGUUUGUGCUGAUGUAAUGUUUGACGCUUGCUUACACUGUAAAAAGUAAUACGCUCU